AUGUCAUUAAGAACUGCCAACGAAGCUGUGAUGCAAGUAACUUUUGAAAUUCUCCUUCCAAUGUCAUUUCAUGUCACGGAGCUUCAUCUUAUAGUUGAUGGAAUGAAGAAAAGUGGUGACAGAUGCUUUGGUUUUGUGGACCUUUUUGUUUUUGAAAGUGGGGAUGGCCCAUUGAUAUCAAAUGUUGUAUUAGAACUCAAAUAUAUUACAAUUACUGGCCUGUUAAGUGGAGCACAGGGAUUCUGGAUAAAGAACCCAGACACAAAAAUUAUGAACCUGUUGGAUAAAGAUCUUGAGAAUGAGAAUGAAGAGCAUUUGUUGCAAUAUAUAUCAAGACGAUUACAAAAGGGAUGGUGA
This is a messenger RNA of Entrophospora sp. SA101, 357 nucleotides long. The record is from the annotation of a GenBank genome assembly. NCBI's taxonomy places the organism in Eukaryota, Fungi, Glomeromycota, Glomeromycetes, Entrophosporales, Entrophosporaceae.